Molecule: messenger RNA, 398 nt
Organism: Clarias gariepinus (North African catfish)
Lineage: Eukaryota; Metazoa; Chordata; Actinopteri; Siluriformes; Clariidae
Gene: atp5f1e
Product: ATP synthase F1 subunit epsilon
Exons: 3
Coding region: 122-277 (51 amino acids)
Biological process (GO): proton motive force-driven mitochondrial ATP synthesis
Cellular component (GO): mitochondrial inner membrane
Molecular function (GO): proton-transporting ATP synthase activity, rotational mechanism
Source: RefSeq, a predicted model, not a curated record
UGAACCCUCACAAGAAGAAGACGACGACGUAGUCGCAGAAGAAGAGCUCGACAUUUCCGGUGUGUGUCGGCCUUGUCCUUGGGUUAUAUCGUCGCUGGCGAGUUUCACCACACUAAUAAAAAUGGUUUCAUACUGGCGGCAAGCUGGGCUCAGCUACAUUAGGUACUCGGCGAUCUGCGCCAGGGCCGUGCGCUCAGCGCUGAAACCUCAGCUCAGGACCGAAGCGAUCAAAAACGCAGAGGCUAACGUGAAGGUCACUAAACUAAAGACGACCUAAUGAGAAGAGACAUAAGUCGGUUGUUUGAGAGACUGCUGAUGGGGUUGUCUGUAGAAGACUUUAGUAAAUGUACCAGUUGUAUUCUGUUGAUGAUAAUAAAUUAUGAUUAAUUUUGUCAAUA